CUUAGCAUGGAUCCCAUGUCAUAUGCACAGUUGAAGAGGCAAGCUGGGAACCAGGAUUUUAAAAAUGGAAAUUACUCUAUGGCCAUCAAAAACUAUGAUGAAGCUCUACAAACUCUUGGUUAUUUAAUGCAAUGGAUCCCGUGUUCCCGGGACAUAGCUGUGUUGCUGUGCAACAAAUCAACGGCCUUGUUCUGCCUGGGUAAAUGGAAGGAUUCAGUGGUUUUAGCCCACCAAAGCUUACAGUGGGAUCCAGAGUAUGUUAAGGCUUACUAUAGAGCUGGCCAUGCAUUCAUCAUGUUAUCAAAGUCUCGUGAGGCAGUUUCUAUGUUCCACAAAGGUCUUGUUCUCUUGAAUUCUUCUGCAGAUCAAACUCAAAUUGCUGAGUUCAUAGCAGGAAUCUUCAUAAGUGUAAAUGAUGAACGAUUCUUGCCACAAACUUUCCACCCUGCAUAUGAUCAUAUUUUCAGUGCACGUUUCAAUGCACUGAUUUGGCAAGCAGUGAUAGAAAGGCUGGCCCAGAAAGGGAAGUGGCGGUCUUGUCUGUUGUUGUUGCCUGAGAAGAAAGAGUUGCCCCGUGAUCUCAGAGUUAACCAGAUAUCUCUGAAGAAUCUCUUUGAGACAUCUGAGUUGUAUGGUCGCGGUGAGAAGCUGCAGGAAGUCGCGGAGUUAGUCAAGUGGCUGAUUUCCAUUGGGGCGAAGGCUGAGUCCAUCGGGCUGUAUCCUCUGCAUGCUGUUAUCAGACUGUGUAUCAAAGCAACAAAGAACCAUCUCUUCAGCUGGUUACUGACUUCGAGGCCAGAGCUGAAGGACAGGAUCAACCAGAAAGACAGAGAUGGACAGACCUUGCUGCAUAUUGUGGCCUCUUCCAGUGAAUAUUCACAGAAACGCAGACAAACAGAAGAUGUGAUCAUGCUCCUGAACUUUGGGGUUGAUCCCACUGUUCCAGAUGCACGGUCAAGAUGUGCCAUAGAUAUCUUAAAAAAGAACAAAAACUUUGAUGCUGCAAAAGAAAUCAGCAAGCACAUUGAGAAACACACUUCCUCUGGGAAACAGAAAGGAGAGAAUGAGAGUGCCACAGCUGAUACAGAUUCUCUCCAGGAUGUUUUGGAACAGUUUGUCCAGUUCUACAGGUGUGAAAAUGGAGUACAUAAUAAAAAUGUAUUGAAGGAAGAUGCAGUUAAACGAUUUCUGAAAUGGCUGUCUUCUGUGAAAGAAAUCCCUGAAGAAAUCUCAUGUGACAUCUCCAAUGCCUGUGCUAACAGCUUCAUAAAACAAUUGCUGGGGAAGCAAAUGUGGCAUAAAGUUUUGCUGCUCCUAACAGGGACAGUCAGUGGGGAAAAUCCAUCAGGUGGAGGACUCUUCAAAACCUGCAGUCUCUCAGAUGUUGACAUUGGCAGCAUUAUCCAACAGACUGAACAAAUGGAUAAGCAAGUGCAGCUCAUAAGAUGCUUGCUCGAACGAGGAGCUCUGCCUGAUGGUAUUGGAGCCAGCUCUGAAAUACCACUGAAAAUAUGCCUCAGAAAGAAUUAUUUUGAACUGGCAUAUUUGCUGCUGACCAAAGGUGCAGACCCUCGAAACCUCUCUGUUACACAAGGAGAUACUGCCUUGCAUGCUGCAGUUUUCAUCUCUUUAAAUAAUAAAGAUAGCACUGGUUUAAACAUUCUGAAUUAUCUACUUGACCUCUUUGCUUCAAGACCAUCUGACUUUCCAUAUCUUAAUCCAAACAUACAAGAUGACAAUGGAAAUACAGUGAUGCAUAUUGUUUUCCAGAGAGGAUUUUCAAAGCAGACUAAGAGAAUAACAGAGUUAUUGGCAAAAUUUGACAUUAACUUUAACAUAAAAAACAAAUCAGGAAAAGAUGUGAUGCAUAGAAUUAAAAAGAGAGAUCCACUGCUAGAAGCCUGGAAUAAUGCUGCACAGGAAAAGAAGAGGCACCGCCAAGACAGAGCAGGGCAGUUGGUUAAAACAUCUAAACCCCUUCCAGCCUCUGAGAUUUCACAGUCCAAGAGCACAGGGCGUUCUUCAUCUGGGCUCUCAUUAAAGGCACCGUCCAGCAACACAGUGCAUAACGAGUUAAAACCCCCGUGUUCCAUAAAAACAAAAAAGGGUCAGUUGGAAAAGCAGGAAACAGAAGGAAUAAACAGCCCCUUAACACUGCAGGAAAGUCUCGUGCAGGCAAUCACAGCUUUAAUUCAGCAACUGAAAGUGAGCGACACCCUGAAAAAGGAUCAUCCUCUGAUGCAAAAGCCGUCUUCAGCCCAGACUAACUCGGAAGAGGAAAGAAGUUCCUUGCAACCUUGUGGAAGCAUAGCUCAUCCUGAAAGAAAAGGGAAUGACUGGGAGAAAAAGAAGGGAAAAGAGGAAUUUAGUAUGGCCCUGCCUAAUGGAGAGAAGGAAGAACUAGAGGAAGAAAAGGGGAAGAGUCUGGAUAUUGAGGCAUAUGUGCUGGAGUUUGAUAACAUGACUUGGGAAAUAGAGUGCACUCCUGAAACGCUAAAGACUUUGAGCAGUAAAGCUGUGCCUCAUUAUCUGAAAGCUAAAACCAUAAUGACAAUUAAGAGGCUAGGCAACGGGGAAUGGUCUAGGGGCCUCCAGAAGCCACUAAAACACUUGAAAGCUGAUAUCCAGCUGUAUGAAGCUAAACUGGGCAAAGGUGCAAGAAUGCUAUGGGAACUUGCCAUUGACUUUUCUCCUCGUUGCAGUGAGAGUCCAGAAAAGAUCAUGGAGACAGAACAGACAAAAAGUUGUUCAGAAAAAUCAGGUAGAGUUUACACAGAAAUAAUUAGAAUUUGGGCCAUUGUUCUUGACCACUGCAAGCUGAACCGAGCCUUAGAAAAUAUAUGCACUUCUUACAACCGUGGCCUAUCCUGCAUUUUGAGGAAAAAGCUCAAGGGUAUAAUCAAAGGACAUCAGAGCCACAGUGUGACAACACAGAGGCGUAUUCCACGUUGUUAUGUUGAAGACAUGGAGGCAGAAAAAUCAAAAGAGCAUACCAUGCCUGAGUACUUCCCUCCAGCUAGUGCAGCAGAAUUGGAAUACAAUAUAAUGAAAUUUCACAGCUUCAGUACUAACAUGGCACUUAACAUUAUAAACGAUGUGCAGUCUUCCGUUGAUUACCCUUUCCGAGUUGGGGAGUUGGAGUACGCAGUGAUUGAUCUCAAUCCAAAGCCUAUGGAGCCAAUCAUUUUAAUUGGGCGGAGUGGGACAGGGAAGACAACUUGCUGCUUGUAUAGGCUUUGGAAGAAAUUCUAUUCUUACUGGGAAAAAUCCACCUUGGCAGAUGGACCUCUGUUGGAGAGGCAGACAUGGCAGCAGAGACAGUGCAGUGAGGUUGAAAAAGCUGGUUCAGGGAAGGAAGAGAGUGAACUAAAACACGAGAGUGAUGAUUCGAGUGAGGAGCAAGUGAGUGAUAAGCAAAACCAGGACAGCGAGGACGAAGAGGUUCCUGUGGACGCAGCUGGUGCAGAAAUGAAUUCAUGUGGUGACCAUGAAGAAGACCAAACGUGUAGUGCAGAAGCAUCAAACAGGCUGGAGCACCUGCACCAGAUCUUCGUAACAAAAAAUCCCGUCUUGUGCCGAGAAGUUCAGAAGAAUUUCAUUGAACUUAGCAAGUCUUCCAAGGUGACCAGUCACUUCAAGCCUCUGGACCCAAAUAUUCACAGGCUACAAGACAUUAAAGAUGAAAAUUUUCCACUGUUUGUCACCUCCAAGCAGCUGUUGCUAUUACUAGAUGCAUCCAUGCCCGACCCAUUUUUUCCAAGAAAUGAAGACGGAAGUCUUAAAAGAGUAAUUGUUGGUUGGAGUCCUCAGGAAGACUUGGUUGUACCAAACUGGCAGGAUGAGGAUGAAGAAGGUAAUCUUGAUGCAGAACAUGGUGAUGAUGGAGGAGCUGCAGAUGCGUGCUCUAAGGAAAGUGAUCCUUGGACUUUUGUCACUUUCAGUGUAUUUGCAAAUGAGAUAUGGCCAAAAAUGAUAAAAGGUAAAAGCUUGUACAAUCCAGCACUGGUUUGGAAAGAAAUAAAAUCAUUUCUGAAAGGCUCUUUUGAGGCACUGAGUUGCUUUGGGGGCAAGCUUACUGAGGAGCAGUACAAAAAGCUAGGCCGAAAGAGAUCACCGAACUUCACAGAAGACAGGAGUGAGAUCUAUCGCCUCUUCUGUCUUUAUCAGCAGAUACGAUCACAGAGAGGUUACUUUGAUGAAGAAGAUUUGCUGUAUAAUUUAUCUCAAAGACUUUCAAAGCUCAGGGAGCUGCCGUGGUCCAUCCAUGAGUUUUAUGGCGACGAGAUACAGGAUUUCACGCAAGCUGAGCUAGCCCUGUUAAUGAAAUGCAUCAAUGACCCCAAUGCCAUGUUUCUAACUGGUGACACUGCCCAGAGCAUAAUGAAAGGAGUUGCUUUUCGUUUUAGUGACCUGAGGUCACUGUUUCAUUACGCAAGCAAGAGCUCUGUGAACAAGAAGCAGCGUGUUAGGAAACCGAAAAGGAUAUAUCAGUUGUACCAGAACUACAGGUCCCAUUCAGGUAUUCUCCGUUUAGCAUCUGGAGUGGUUGAUUUGCUCCAGCAUUAUUUUCCAGAAUCUUUUGAUCGCCUUCCUCAGGACCGUGGUCUCUUUGAUGGGCCAAAACCUACAGUCUUGGAGUCCUGCAGUGUUAGUGACCUAGCAAUUCUGCUGAGGGGCAACAAAAGGAAAACACAACCCAUAGAAUUUGGAGCACAUCAGGUGGUAUUAGUGGCAAAUGAAACUGCAAAGGAGAAGAUACCUGAGGAACUUAGUUUGGCACUUGUACUGACAAUUUAUGAAGCAAAGGGCUUGGAAUUUGAUGAUGUCCUCCUUUACAACUUUUUCACAGAUUCAGAGGCUAGCAAAGAAUGGAAGAUAAUUUCUUCUUACAGUCCUGAUCCAGAUGUUCAAGUGGGAAGCAACUUGCUAAUUGAAGUGCCAUUAGAGGAUGCCACUGGUAUGCAGGAAAGGACUCCAUUUAAUGUAGAAAUGUACAAGAUGCUGAAUGGAGAACUCAAGCAAUUGUACACUGCAAUUACAAGAGCCAGAGUCAAUCUUUGGAUCUUUGAUGAAGACCGUGAUAAUCUAACUAAAAUGGUCACCCCUGCCCUUGUAGACUUAGAUGACAGCAUGUUUGCUAAAACUUCAACUCCAGAAGAAUGGAUUGCACAGGGAGACUACUAUGCCAAACACCAGUUCUGGGAGGUGGCUGCCAAAUGUUACCAAAAGGGAGGAGCAGCUGAGAAGUCAAAACUGGCCCUGACGCACGACGCUGUUCUCAAAGUGCGCGCGAAGAAAAGCAGCCCAAGGGAAAAACAGAUGGAAUAUAUGACAUUGGCUAAAACUUACUUGGAAUGUGGAGAGCCAAAACUAUCACUAAAAUGUCUGAUUCAAUCAAAGGAGUUCCGUCUUUGUGCAGAAUUGUGUAAAAAAUUAGGAAAGAUGAAAGAUGCUGCAGUUUACUAUCAGAAAAGCCAGUGCUACAAAGAGGCAUCUGAAUGUUAUGAACUAAUCGAGGAGUUUGAUCUGGCCAUUAAAAUGUAUUGUCAGGAAGAACUCUAUGAAGAAGCAGCAAAGGCAGUUGAAAGAUAUGAAGAUAUGUUGAAUGCAAAAGGACGAAUGGCUUCCAAACUCUCCUGUACAGCAAAUCAGUUGUAUUUGGAAGCAGCUGCAAAGUACCUGAGUAUGAGCAGGACUGAGGAAAUGAUGCAGGCCCUCUCAAAGCUUGAUAUAGAGGAUCAGCUUGAGUUUCUGAAGUCUCGUGGAUGUUUGCACCAAGCAGCAGACUUACUGAAAAGGAAGGAUCGCCAGGAAGAAGCUGCCAAGUUAAUGAGACAGCACGGGUUUGCUCUGGAAGCAGCCAACCUCACAGCUGUAAAAGAGUUUCGCGCAUCGUGUUUGCUUGCUGAAGCCCGUGCCAGGCUGAGUCGCGGUUCAGAUUUACACCUGGGGAACGUGGAGAGCAUCCUAAGAGAAGCCCUUGAACUUUGUGAACAAACUGGGCAGAAGUCUGGCGUUGCUGAGGCUGUGUUUUUGCAGGGAACUCUGAAAGGAGACUUCUUGAAGCUGAGCAACGCGUACUGCAAGUUCCUGUCUCUGAAUCAUUCCGCUGGUGCAGUCGAAGCUCUCUUUGCAUUAUGCCGCUGCACCACCCCUAGCCAGAGCAUCCUCUUCAUGGCAGCACGUGGCUUAAAGGCUCUUCUGAGUCUUGUUAGUGGCCUGAAGAAAGCAGCCACCAAUGCAGAGAAGGAUAUGGUGAAGUUAUGCUUUGCCUAUUUUGGGAUUGUCCCAACAGGUGACAGUUGCCAGGUGUCUCAAAAUGAAGCUGAACCCAUUCUCAAGUUUUUAUUAGACAAGCCAAGUCUAAAAGAGAGGAAGACGAAAGGUGAUUUCACCAUAAGCACAGAGAAAGUAAAAUCAGCUUUGAAGCAGCACCUGUUAAGCAGGUUGUGCUUUAUCACCCGUGAGUUACUGAGCAGGAAGUACCCUGAUAUUUGUAUGAAGUUCAUUGCUGGAUUGAACUGUGAAAAUAAAACCUGUGAAGGUUACCACAAGCCCUUGUUGCGUCAUGAAGCAAAGACAAUAUUUCAGUGUAAAAUGCAUCUGGUGGCAAUAAAUGGACUGUUGUUGGAAGCCACAUACACUUUCCCUGAAGAGCUACUGAGUCAGUGCAAAAGCUUUGAGGACAUUUUGACUUCUGACAAAUAUGCAUCAUGUAAAGCCCUCCUAGGAAUAUUUUUUCCUAAUCAUUUUCAUUUGAGAAUACUGUCUGAGAACCCAAGGGCAUGCAAAGAAAUACUGCAAUUCAGUAGUGUUAUUUCCAAACCUUGUCGAGAGAUGUUGAGGAAGUACAUCACAUACAAGUUUAAUAAUGAAGACAUUGCAGCCAGAAGAGAAUCAACUGACUUGUGGCUAAGUGCCAUGAAGGUCCUUAUCUUAUCUUCAGGAUAUCCUGAAGAAUUUGAGAAACUUCUUUUUAAAGAAGAGGAUAAUUAUAACAAAGAGCUAAUGUUUGCUUUGGCAAAGGCAAAAAGUUACCCAAACAAUAAAGGAGAAAAGACCAAAGGAAUAGAGGGCAGACAUGGUAUGUUGCUACCUGACAAAAAUGUUGAAAACACAGGAAGAACACACUUGUGCUUCAUUCGGCUUCUUGAAAAUUCACUUGAGCAAUUCUAUGUUCAUAAGAACCCAGAGAACUGCAAAAGAUUUUUUUUCCGUUUCAUGAAUGUCCUGAUCAAGAAAUGCACAAGGUACCUGAUUCCAAGCAUAGGAAAUACGGUGAUGUUGCUUGAAUUCCAGUAUAUUCUGUGCUGUGCUGUCCUAAUGCGUCUCUCCAAGAACAUUACUCUCUGCCUUCCAAAGAGUUACAUUGCCCUCCUUCAUUACUGGGAGUUUCUGUUCAGACGCAAGGACCAUUACAAAGAACUGAAAGACACAUUUUCUAUUAUACAGGAGUAUAGACCAAAGGACACAAAUUCAGCUGUGUACUAUUUCAGAACUCAUCUCUGUUAUCUAGCAGAAGUCUUGUGUGGUGUUCAUGGAAGGUUCAAUGUCCUCCUGGAUGCAUUCAGCGAUCCCGACUGCGUAACUUCAGGGGAGGCUGAGCGGACAGUAGUGCUGUGCUUAGUGAUGCUACUGAAUGCUGACCAGGUGCAGAGUUCUAAAGAUAAAUCCCUCUUACUCCACCUCUUUCCUGAAAUCAAGCUGAUGCUGGAAUUAAUGAGAAAAGACACUCCCUCAAAAGUACCUGAAAGAUUGCUGAGGGUCGUGGAACAAGUGGCUCAUGCUGCACAUGUGAGAGAAGUUGCUGCAGGCCUGCAAGAGCUGCUGACAGAGCGAGAUGAGGAGCACUUGGUUGACUGCCACUGGAAAUGGGACACUGCCUACACUCAGGGGCAUCCCCCCAUACGGGGCAUCCAGUAUGAACGCGUAAACCUGGACAGAUUUAUAACCUCUUUGGAUGAAAUAGAAUAUGCUGAUGAGCUGAAAGAGGAAUUUGAAGGGGUUCAUUGCUUAGAGGACCAAAAGGAUCCCCUGGAAGUCAUUGCACUCAGCAAGCAACAGAAACAAGAGAAGAAAGCAUCUGCUCAACGCCAGCUGUAUCGUGUGUUCCAUUUCAUUUCCCUGUAUGUCAAAUGGAAAAGGAAGGCCCGCUCCAGAGUUCAUCCUGUUACAAUGAAAGAAGAGGAAUUUUUAUCAGAGGUAUUCAAAAGAGCAGAUAUUGACCAAACCCAGUGUGAUCUCUGUGGUGUCAGAUUCAUCCAAAGUUCUGAGAACUAUUUCAGCCGCUCAGAGAGCAUGGAGGCAGACACUUCUGAACCUCUGACACCAACAGAGAGUAGUGGGGAAGAAAAGUUGCACGCUGAAGGAAAUGCAAUUUCUGUGGCCAGCGAGGCCUACAUGGAGCACAGAAACACAGAAGAACACAAAAAUAACCAUGCUGCCUACAGACACUACGCUGAGUUUUUCAGAAGAAAGAUAGAUCCAAUAAUACACGAUGGACUGGGAGUAGUGGAGGCCAUUACAGAAAGGGAUUACACCCGAGACCAUUUAGCAUAUAAAGAAGGUUCCAACUUACGCCAAAGGAAAAUCAAAGAGAAUAUUAAAAAAAUUUCAGAUGCAGUGGAGGAAAUCUAUGAGAAAAAAGCCUGGGCUAAAGCUGAAGAGGUAAUAAACACACAUGCCAACAAGUUGGUUUACACCAUUGAUGACGCUCGUAAGUGGCUGAAGCAAAUGGACUCUCACAGGAUAACAGAAGAAGGCUCGGUGCACGAUAAAGACUUGGAAAAUGAAGUGGAAGAUGAAAUUAUGGCUUUUGAAGAACUUGCCCAUAAAAAAAUCUCAAGGAGAAAAGGAAGACAUGGGAAACGAUAAUUUGAAAAAUUACUCCAGAUGGCUACUUUAUCCUCUUAACAAUCUAAGUUUAGAAUUAAUUUUUUAAAAAAAAAAAUAGAGGGAUGGGGCCAGAAAUCAGAAGAGGCUGAAGAAAAAGAGCAACUUAUGCUGUGUUUUAUUUUGGGGUUUCUUUAUGGCUUGUGUUGUGUCAGAAAAAUUACCUAUGUUAUGAUAAUGUAAUUGUUAAAAUCUAUGACUGGACCAAUUUCCUUUCAAACCUAUGUGAUAUCUUAAAAGUAACAAAAGCCAAAGAAACAAGCAAGUAGAAAAAACAUUAAUGUUCUGACUUAUCUCAGGGGUAUUUUUCCACUCAGUCUUUUUUUUCUUCUUCCUUGUAAACUGGCAUCAUCAUUCUUCUGAGCUGGAAUUCUUGGAAAAAUAGAUUGAUACUUUCUCUGAUUUUAAGAGUCUUGGUAUGUGUAGAACUUUUUGAGUCUUUGGGUGAGAUAUUUACAGUAUCUCUCUUUUCUAUUUUUAUAGACAAGAAAUCUCUAAACACAUUCAUAUUUCUGACAGCUGUAUAUUCUUCUGAUUACAUAGGUAUGAAAGUUAGGGGUUGUCUUUUACUUGAUCAAGUUUUGAUAUAAACUUCUACCUGUACCUAUUGAAAAAAAUUAUAAUCUUAAUUUUAAAGGAUGUUACACAUUUUAAGUGCUUUGUAAGGUUUAAUCAAUACAUUUUUGUAAUGUAUAAUGUUUUUAUAAAACCUAUAAAACUUUUAAAAUC
Messenger RNA from Cyanistes caeruleus (blue tit), 9621 nucleotides. The record is from RefSeq and is a predicted model, not a curated record. Lineage: Eukaryota; Metazoa; Chordata; Aves; Passeriformes; Paridae.